AUGGCUGCACCCUACAAUCGACUUGCUACGGCUUCAUUGCGAACGCUUGCUAAGGGUUGGUCGCAUUGCUACUAUGAAACCCGAGCGCCCUUAGUUCUAACGGUGCCAGCUCCGACGCAAUCCUCCUCUCGACUCCGUGCUCAUCCUCAUAUCGCAAUGAGUUCGUGCCCUCGCUCCAGACUCUACUCCACCUCCGCCGAUGCUCCUCGAUUCUCUUACCAUGUCGCAUCCUCCUUCAUUGCCAAGGACAGGCCAUACGACCCCUCCACUCACGUCUUCCACUUCAACCCAUACAAUCGCAUUCAGCCCCCUGAAACCGUCGACCUUCCGCUCGACCCGAAUCUGGACACGAUGCCUUCUUCGUCAGCCGGAUCAACGACUCCGGCCUUUGGUGUUGCUGAUGGUGUUGGGGGCUGGGUGGAUUCCGGUGUCGACCCCGCCGAUUUCUCACACGGAUUUUGCGAUUAUAUGGCAUUGGCUGCCCACGAACACCAGACUGGAUCAGGGCCUCCCUUGACAGCAAGACAGUUGAUGCAGAAGGGAUACGAAGCAAUCUGCAACGACAACAGUCUCCGCGCUGGCGGAAGCACAGCGUGUGUGGCUAUUGCUGGAGCAGAUGGAAACCUGGACGUUGCGAACCUUGGUGAUUCCGGCUUCUUGCAACUUCGACUCAAUGGAGUUCACACAUAUUCCGAACCCCAAACGCACGCCUUCAAUACUCCUUUCCAGUUGUCCCUUGUACCUCCCAGCGUUGCUGCUCGCAUGGCAGCUUUUGGUGGUGCUCAGCUUAGCGACCUUCCCAGGGAUGCUGACGUUACCCAGCACGCGCUCCGUCACGGCGAUAUUCUUGUUCUUGCGACCGACGGUGUUCUAGACAAUCUUUUUAACCAAGAUAUUCUACGAAUCGCCAGUCGAGUUCUGGUAUCCACAGGCGCCUGGGUAAUGACUGAUGCUGGUGGUGUGCGCGUUGCGGAUUCGCUAGAGCCUCUGGUUGAGUUCCCUGAAGCCUCCGAAGGCAAACGAACGGCUACACUCCAGAGCGCACUCGCUACAGAAAUCGUGACAGCCGCCAAGCGAGCCAGCGUCAACACAAAACUUGAUGGGCCAUUCGCCAAGGAGGUCCACAAAUACUAUCCCCAAGAAAACUGGCACGGCGGCAAAGUCGACGAUAUUUGUGUCGUGGUGGCAGUAGUUAACGAGACGACCCCCGCUGUAAAGAGCAAGCUAUGA
This is a messenger RNA of Fusarium fujikuroi IMI 58289, 1230 nucleotides long. Its product is annotated as related to PTC7-2C protein phosphatase. NCBI's taxonomy places the organism in Eukaryota, Fungi, Ascomycota, Sordariomycetes, Hypocreales, Nectriaceae. The record is from RefSeq and is a predicted model, not a curated record.